Messenger RNA from Stylophora pistillata, 3437 nucleotides. RefSeq names its product E3 ubiquitin-protein ligase TRIM45. Lineage: Eukaryota; Metazoa; Cnidaria; Anthozoa; Scleractinia; Pocilloporidae. The record is from RefSeq and is a predicted model, not a curated record. Gene Ontology annotation, molecular function: protein binding; zinc ion binding.
CCACUGCGCAAAACUUGUUUGCCAAGGGCGUGUUAAAAAUUUCCUUGACACCACUUACUGACGAACUGUGUUGGUCUCUGCUAUGGUUGAGGGAGCACUGCUAUGCCAUAAAAACUUACCCACCAUAAUGCCGUAGAAUACAUGUGGGAAUUUUUAGGAAUGGCUAAAUUUCAAAGACAGAAUUCCAAGAUAAUCUCGUAGUAACUGUGUUCGAUAAUCAAUUUUGAACAUGGCAUCUGUCGAAGUGGAGAAACUUUCAGAGCACCUUUUAAAAUGUCCGAUCUGCCUAGAGACAUACAGGAUGCCCAAAGUUCUCCCCUGCUUACACACUUUUUGUCAACACUGUUUACAAGGGCUCAUCAACAGCGGAGAAAACACCAUCAUUUGUCCGACAUGUCGCUGCGAGGUAUACGUCCCAAAGGAAGGCGUCGGAGCGCUGUCAACCAAUUUCUUCAUCAACAACAUGUUGGAUUUUCUCUCCGUUGCGAAGAGCAACUCCAACCCUGUUGUUUGCUCAAAUUGUGACGAGCAGAACAAGGCAACUUCACGAUGCAUUGAGUGUAUGGAGUUUCUCUGUUCGCAGUGCGUUGCAGCUCACCGCAGAACGCGAAUGACCAAAGAACACGAAGUCAUCGCUUUGGGUGAACUUCAGUCGCAGAAAGAGGUUCAAGAAAAGUUACACAGACCCUUACUCUGCACGGUUCAUGAGCGGGAUGUAUUGAAGUACUUUUGUGAGACGUGCGAUGAGCCUGUUUGCCGUGAAUGUCUUAUCAUUGAUCAUAGAGAACACCAUUAUGGUUACUUAAAAGAUGUGGAUAAAAAACAUCGAUCAGAGGUUGGAGUUCUUGUUAUGAACACCAAAAAACGAAUCGCCCCUUUGAAAGAAGCAAUUGAAAAAGUCUCAGAAAUGAAACAGAAACUGGAUUACAAACUGGAAGAAGUACGAGAGGAAGUUAUUCAAAACUGCAAACGAUGCAGAGAGGUUGUUCAAGAAAGAGAAGAAGAAAUUCUCACACAGGUUAAUAACAUUUAUCGAAUGAAAUCCAAAACGUUGGAAAUCCAACUGGAUGAGCUCGAAAUGAUGAUGGGAAAUCUAAACAGCAGCAUCGAUUUUACUGAAAGUCUCCUUCGGCACGGAAACGAAGCAGAGGUGAUGCUGGUCAAAAAGCAAAUGACACAGCGAUUACAGGACUUAAACAGCGUAAAGUUAGAGUACCUGCCAUUGGAAGAGGAUCUUAUUGAUUACAAGUUUUCUACCGACGGGUUUAGAAAGUCCCUUGAGCAUAUUGGCGAGGUUAAGGUUUACCAUGCGUACCCGCCAUAUUGUUUUGCCACGGGUGUGGGGAUCCAUCGAGCUAAGUCCGGAGUGGAGGCAGUGUUUCUUGUUACAACUAAAGACAGAAUGAACGAGGUAUUCAGUGGCAGAGGAGAGCCAAUCAGAGUUCAGAUUGAUCCAUCCGAGGGAGAUCCCGUCGCGACAUACGUGAUUGACAACGAAGACGGCACCUUUACCAUAUCCUAUCAACCUGUAGCACGGGGACUUCACCAGAUCCACAUAACCAUGCGAAAUAUCCAUAUCAAUGGGAGUCCUUUUAGUGUUAACGUGACUGGAAGAAUGGACUUUGGAAAAGUUGGGAAAGUCAUGGCAUGCUUUGGCUGUGAGGGAGCUGGGGGAGGGGAGUUUAAUAUGCCCUGGGGUGUCACCAUUGACGAUGAAAACAACCAUCUUAUUGUCUCCGACUGUAACAACCAUCGAAUUCAAGUGUUCGACUUUGAGGGAACAUUCAUGUUUAAGUUCGGCUCAGAGGGCACGGAUAAGGGGCAAUUCAGACACCCCAAGGGUGUGGCCCGUGCCCCUAACGGCCAUAUAAUGGUCGCAGACUCCAACAACCACCGAGUUCAAGUAUUCAACGAGGACGGCCGAUUUAUCAGGAAAUUCGGAAGCUUUGGGAUGGAGCGACCGGGCCUCCUGAACCAUCCGUGUGGAGUGGCAUGUACCCCUGGGGAACUGGUGAUAGUAACGGAACAGGACAAUCACCGGGUGCAAUUGUUUAACAUGAAUGGGGAGCCCGUGCGUCAAUUUGGAACGCAGGGGUUUUCAAAGGGACAAUUUAUAUACCCUCAUCACGUGUGUGUGAAUCAGCGAGGAAGAAUCAUUGUGGCCGAUUGUGUCAAUGAUCGAGUUCAAGUGUUUGAUUUGGAAGGGAAAUAUUUAUCAGACUUUGGAAAAGAAGGAUCACAAAAUGGCUUAUUUGACGGUCCCGAGGGCGUGGCCUGCGAUGACGAGGAUAACAUCUUAGUGUGUGACUAUCACAACCACAGAGUACAAGUGUUAAAUUCUAAUGGCGAGUUCGUCAACGCGUUUGGUGCUUACGGUGAAGACGAGGGGUGUUUUAAGAAUCCCUGUGGAAUUGCCAUAACGAAAGAAGGCAAUAUCGUUGUGGCUGAUAGCGGAAACAAUAGGAUUCAAGUCUUUUAGACCCCGCGAUUACGAUCUGUGCAUAUUUAAAGGAAUAGUAGUGAUCCAGAUUUGUAAUUUUUUUUUAUUGAGGCUAAUGGGAAGGGAUGGAAGUCGACCCAAGACUGAAAUGAUUUAUUCUUUAUCCCCUACUUAUCAUAACUUUUUUCCUAGAACCACAGUGUUGCAUUCCAAAGUCGCGAAAAUUUGUAAAUAUAAAUUAAAUGAAAGGCCAAGAAUUGAUCUCCCAUUUCAGAGGUUCAUCUUGAGAAUAACAGUCUUUGUAUUUAACCGUUUGUCUCUUGAAUAGUUUGGCAAUUAUUCGCCACAAUUCGAACAUUUAUAGUACUUUGUAUCAGGAAAUCAGAACAAAAAGAAUAGACUGAAGUAGUAACCGCUUGACCGAUUUUCUGUCGGGUUAUCUCAUCAUAUUUAAAAAUGUGGUAACUUCACUAUAAUUACAAUUCUCAGUGAAAGUUAUCUGAUUGAUUCUUUGAUCAGUAAAUCAGUGGUAAAAAUCUCUAGCUCAGCCUAAACUUCGUUCCCAGGCAUCUCUCUUCUUACCACCUUCAACUCUCGUUUAUCUUCUUUUGUUUUACCAUCUCCCUUUUGCUCCGGGGACUGGAGAAAAAAAAAAAAAAAAAAACCACAGGAACCAGGUUGACGCAACCUCUUGUAAAAUAAGUGUAGCUUGUAUUAUAAACUGUCACUUUAAUUCUUUAUUUCUUCUCCUUUCCUUAUAAAUAUUUACAAGACUUACUUCCUUUUUACUGAACUAAGCUGAGUAGUAAAAUAAACCGUUUUAUUUACCAUGUGACUGCUUUGAAGUAUGCACUGUCUGAUAAGAUUACUGACUGAGAAGCAUGGAGAGGGACCACAGGUAACUAUUGAUUCACACCAAACCCGCAACUACACAAAAAAAACCUUCUUAAACAACUCAAGCUAGCUUUUCUUCAAAGAAGUCUUUCCAAACAAGAGA